CGACAAUUUAAAACGUUACACACGUUCUAAAUCACAUCUGUCACGAAGACAUACGUGACGGACAACAGAAAAAUAUGGCUUAAAAUUGUACAAAAAUAAUAAAACAAACACAAAAAUACUUGCAAAAAUAUGUAAAUACUUUCUGUAACUUAGUUCCCAAUAAUGUCAUGCUCGCGAAGGAACCUAUAAUACAUAAUAUAGACUGGUCAUGAAAGCAAUUCCAUAACAAAUUUACGAAGAUUAUAACAAUGAACCGGUAAGCAUAUCGUAAAAUGCCAUAACAACUAGUUAUGGCAUUUUGAUGUAGCAGAGCAAUCAGUACUCACAUUGCCACGAGACGAAAUAAUAAAUUGUUGAUAACUUGAGAUGAAGGACUUGAAUGAUAACAUGUAUCAAAGACUUGAGUAUGAACAAUCUUAUGGCAACCAGGAAGAGAGCCCAUGCAAUGGCACCGAAAAUGUUAGUAUUGUUGUACGUAAGAAAAAAGUGAAGAAUAGAAAAAAAAAUGAGUCCUCUAAAUGUGGGCAACAUCCAGCAGUCAAGUUCAAGCUGUCACCAUCUAAAACUCUGGUAAAUUGUAAAUUAAUCAAAAAGCAUUCCAGUUUGCCCGAAAUAAACAGUCGUCCGAAAUUCUUGAAGCAACGCACUAAAAGCUCUAAUGUUAUUCCAUGGGGCAAGAAACACUUUCCAAAUAUUAAACUUAUCGUAAACAAAGUCUCAGAAUACCAUUUCAAUAAUAAUGUAAGCCCUUUCAACAAUCCCUCCCGAAAGAAAUUUAAAGUCUACCGCUGUCAAUUAAGCACGCUAGAGGAAAGCUGUUGCUGCUCGUGUAACUCUGACGCAAUGUUCGAAGUAAUGAAGAGCCUCUACGACUGUUACAAGAAGAAAAAUUGCGACGAUUGCAACUGCAUCUUAUGCGGUCAUUUACCACGAGAAGAAAGGCGCUUGGGGAAGAUCAGAAAAUCACUACUGGAUAUAGGACUUGCUGGUACAGCGAAAGAGAGAAAAGAAAAAGUCAAGCAAGCAGCAAAGCAGUUAGAAGGGAAGUCUGACGCAGAAAAAGAACUGAUAUUGAAAGAAUUGGCGAAAACGGGACAACCCCUACCUAAAGGUAAAACAGCGUCAGAAAAAGAGUUAAUCAGGAAAGUUAGGUCUGAACUUGGUCUGCCACCUGAGCCUAAGACAGCUACCGAAAAAGAAAGAAUGAAAAAAGCCGAGAAGGCUGGUUUGGUAACUCCGUUAGAAGGUAAAUCAGCCGCGCAGAAAGAAAAGAUUUUGAAAGCGCAACAAAAACUAGGCAUUGAACUCCCAGAAGGAAGAACAGAAUCAGAAAGGGCGCUUGUACGCAAAAUAAAAUCAGAAGCUGGGGUAUCGAAAGGGGUAGCAACGGAAAAAAUGCGAAAAACCAAAGAGGCAGGAGUCAUAACGCCCAUAGAAGGUAAACCACCAGAACAGCAAGAGAAAAUAUUAAGAGGAUUAGCCAUGCAAGGUAUGCCCCUUCCAGAAGCUAAAACAGCUUCCGAGAAACGCUUGAUAGACAAAGUACGGGCUGAUCUUGGUCUACCUCCGGAUGCGAAAACAUCAUCAAUGAAGGCCAAACAUGCUAAAGCUGCAGAGGCUGGAUUGUUACAGCCUUUAGAAGGCAAAACUAAUAAAGAAAAAGAGAAAAUUCUUAAAGGAUUACAAGAAAGAGGAAUACCACUACCGGAAGGACGAACGGCUUCAGAAAAAGCACUCAUAGCUAAAGUAAAGGCACGCGCUCCCGAGAAAAUUGCUGGAGUACCAUCAGAAAAAAUACGAAAAGCUAAAGAAGCAGGAUUGUUAACACCACUUGAAGGCAAACCCCCAGACCAACAAGAAAAAAUAUUAAGAGGGUUAGCAAUGCAAGGCAUACCUCUUCCAGAAGCAAAAACAGCUUCCGAAAAACGGUUGGUAGAUAAAGUACGGGCCGAUCUUGGUCUACCUCCGGAUGCGAAAACAUCAUCAAUGAAGGCCAAACAUGCCAAAGCUGCAGAGGCUGGAUUGUUACAGCCUUUAGAAGGCAAAACUAAUAAAGAAAAAGAGAAAAUACUUAAAGGAUUACAGGAAAGAGGAAUACCACUACCGGAAGGACGAACGGCUUCAGAAAAAGCACUCAUAGCUAAAGUAAAGGCACGCGCUCCCGAGAAGAUUGCUGGAAUACCAUCAGAAAAAAUACGAAAAACCAAAGAGGCAGGAGUCAUAACGCCUAUAGAAGGUAAACCGCCAGACCAGCAAGAGAAAAUAUUAAGAGGAUUAGCAAUGCAAGGUAUGCCCCUUCCAGAAGCUAAAACAGCUUCCGAGAAACGCUUGAUAGACAAAGUACGGGCUGAUCUUGGUCUACCUCCGGAUGCGAAAACUUCAUCAAUGAAGGCCAAACAUGCUAAAGCUGCAGAGGCUGGAUUGUUACAGCCUUUAGAAGGCAAAACUAAUAAAGAAAAAGAGAAAAUUCUUAAAGGAUUACAGGAAAGGGGAAUACCACUACCGGAAGGACGAACGGCUUCAGAAAAAGCACUCAUAGCUAAAGUAAAGGCACGCGCUCCCGAGAAGAUUGCUGGAGUACCAUCAGAAAAAAUACGAAAAGCUAAAGAAGCAGGAUUGUUAACACCACUUGAAGGCAAAACCCCAGACCAACAAGAAAAAAUAUUAAGAGGGUUAGCAAUGCAAGGCAUACCUCUUCCAGAAGCAAAAACAGCUUCCGAAAAACGGUUGGUAGAUAAAGUACGGGCCGAUCUUGGUCUACCUCCGGAUGCGAAAACGUCAUCAAUGAAGGCCAAACAUGCUAAAGCUGCAGAGGCUGGAUUGUUACAGCCUUUAGAAGGCAAAACUAAUAAAGAAAAGGAGAAAAUUCUAAAAGGAUUACAGGAAAGGGGAAUUCAAUUACCAGAAGGACGAACGACUUCAGAGAAAGCAAUUAUAGCUAAAGUGAAGGCACGCGCUCCUGAGCCUGUAGCUGCAGCACCAUCUGAAAAAAUACGAAAAGCUAAAGAAGCUGGAUUAUUAACACCACUCGAAGGGAAAACCCCAGAUCAAAAAGAAAAAAUAAUAAAAGGUAUAGCCAUGCAAGGCCUUCCUUUACCAGAAGGUAAAACGGCAUCGGAAAGGAAAAUGAUAGAUAAAGUUCGUAAGGACCUAGGUCUGCCUCCUGAAGCAAAAAAUAAAGCAAUGAAAGACAAACACAAAAAAGCCGCUGAGGCGGGACUGUUACAACCAUUGGAAGGCAAAACCACAAAAGAGAAAGAGAAAAUAUUACAAGGGUUACACGAAAUGGGUAUACCGCUUCCUGAAGGGCGAACUAAAUCAGAAAAAGCACUAAUAGCUAAAAUUAAGACGAGAGCUCCCGAGCCUAUAGCUCCAGUGCCAUCAGAAAAAGCACGAAAGGCCAAAGAAAAAGCCGCCCCUACUGUAGCAGUAACACCAUCGGAAAAGCUAAGAAAAGCUAAAGCUGCGGGUCUUGUAACCCCUCUUGAAGGUAAAGCACCAGAGCAACGAGAAAAGAUAUUAAGAGGACUAGGAAUGCAGGGUAUACCCCUACCAGAAGCGAAAACUGCGUCGGAAAAAAGGCUCAUAGAAAAAGUACGUGCAGAUCUUGGUCUUCCUCCAGAGCCCCAAAGUUCGGCUAUGAGAGGAAAAUACGCUAAAGCUGCAGAUGCGGGAAUAUUACAGCCAUUGGAAGGGAAAUCGCAUAAAGAGAAGGAGAAAAUUUUACAAGGUUUGCACGACAUGGGUAUACCUUUACCUGUAGGACGGACAGCAUCAGAAAAAGCUCUUAUAGCUAAAAUACAAACCGAACCGAAGGCACCAUCGGAAAAACUACGAAAAGCCAAAGCUGCGGGACUAGUUACACCCUUGGCGGGCAAGUCGGCAGCCCAACGAGAGAAGAUAUUGCGAGGGCUAGCUAUGCAAGGUGUUCCUCUACCAGAAGCCAAGACUCCUUCUGAGAAAAUGUUGAUUGAUAAAGUACGAGCUGACCUUGGGCUCCCUCCAGAUCCCAAAAAUACGUCUAUGAGAGACAAAUAUGCCAAAGCUGCUGAUGCCGGAUUAAUGAUGCCGUUAGAAGGAAAAUCCCAUAAAGAAAAAGAGAGAAUAUUGAAAGGUUUACGCGACAUGGGCAUUCCUCUACCUGAGGGAAGAACAGCUUCAGAAAAAGCACUUAUUACGAAAAUUUUGACUCCAUCAGCAGCACCUUCAGCUGCUGCUGCUGCUGCUCCAACUGAAAAGUUACGAAAAGCGAAAGCUGCAGGACUGCUUACGCCGCUGGAGGGAAAAUCAGCAGCCCAAAAAGAAAAAAUAUUGCGUGGAUUAGCAAUGCAAGGUCUCCCUCUUCCUGAAGUCAAAACUUCUUCAGAUAGAAAACUGCUAGAUAAAGUUCGCGCCGAUGUUGGCCUUCCGCCAGAACCAAAAACUCCAUCCAUGAAAGAGAAAUAUGAACAAGCGGCCGCUGCCGGACUAUUGCAGCCACUCGAAGGUAAAUCAGAUCAAGAAAAGGAAAAAAUAUUACAAGGACUACAAAAAAUGGGUGUACCACUACCUGAAGGCCGAACAAAAUCAGAAAAAGCUCUUAUUUCAAAAGUUAAGGGGGGUCCACGUCCUUCCGUGAAGCUAAUACCAUCUGAGAAGCUCCGAAAAGCUCAAGCGGCAGGAUUGAUAACACCAUUAGAGGGUAAAAGUCCAGAACAACGUGAAAAAAUUUUACGUGGUUUAGUUAUGCAAGGUGUUCCUUUACCUGAAGGUAAGUCAGCUUCGGAGAAAAUACUUAUUGAUAAAGUAAGAGCUGAUGUUGGUUUGCCACCACCCCCAAGAACAGCAUCAGAAAAAGAAAAAUAUAAUAAAGCAGUUGCAGCAGGCAUCAUGACACCUUUAGAAGGAAAAUCUGCAGCAGAGAAGGAAAAGAUACUUAGAGCCCAGCAAAAUUUAGGUAUAGCGCUACCAAAAGGUCGUACAGCUUCUGAAAAAGAUUUAAUUAACAAAAUUAAACGUGAAAGACCAAGAACCCGCACUGUUAGCGUCGGUGCUCCUCCUUUGCCACCCGAUAAGCGGAGGAAAUUGGAUGAAAAAACAGCGAAAGUUAUAAAAGAAGGUUCAGGUCCUGUUGAUGAGUGCAUAUGCGGACUCUUAACACCUGAAUCAGAAAGGGAAGCACCGCCGGCAUAUAUACCACCGCCUGUCGAAAAACGAAAAGUCGCUCCAACACCAUCAAUAACAACAGCAAAAAUAAGAAAGGCUAAAGAAGCUGGUUUAUUGACUCCUCUUGAAGGAAAAUCUGCAGAACAAAAGGAGAAGAUCUUAAAAGGAUUGGCUGCAACGGGAAUACCAUUACCUGAAGGCAAAACAGUGUCUGAGAAAGCGCUAAUCAAAAAAGUUAAAGCGGACAUGGGGGUACGUGAACCAACACCGUCGGAAAAGGUGCGAAAAGCCAAGUUGGCGGGUGUUUUAACACCUCUAGAGGGUAAACCAAUAUCUCAGAAAGAGAAAAUACUGAGAGGCAGAGCAGCAGCAGGUUUGCCGCUACCUGUAGGCAAGACGCCUUCAGAAAAAGCUUUGAUACAUAAAAUUAAGAAAGAUACAGGUUACGUAACACCUUCUCCUUCGGAGAGGAUGAAGAGAGCUAAAGCUGCAGGACUGCUCACUCCGUUAGAAGGAAAAACGACUGCGCAAAAAGAAAAGAUUCUUCGAGACCGACUAGCUGCAGGAGUGCCAAUCCCAGAAGGUAAAACUCCAUCUGAAAAAGAUAUAAUUCGAAAAAUUACGGCUGAAGCUCCCCCUUCAGUAAAACCAUCAGAAAGAUUGAGAAAGGCUAAAGCAACUGGAGUCUUAACACCGCUGGAAGGUAAGUCUCCAAAGGAGAAAGAAAGAAUAAUUAGAGGCCUUGUGAAAGCUCGCGUUCCACUUCCUGAGCCGAAGACAGCAUCAGAAAAGAAUUUGAUGGAUAAAGUCCGACGAGACGUUGGAUUACCACGAGAACCGAGCACACCGUCACUAAAAGAAAAACUUAGAAAGGCCCAAGAGGCUGGAAUCAUUACACCGCUGGAAGGAAAGUCCAAGCCAGAAAAAGAAAAGGUAUUAAGACGACUUCACGAAGCAGGAUUACCUCUACCUGAAGGAAGAACAGCUUCAGAAAAAUCAAUGGUUAAGAGGAUCAAGGCAGAAGCACCUGAACGCAAAACGCCAUCUGAAAAAAUAAAAGCGGCUAAAGCAGCCGGGUUACUAACUCCUUUAGAAGGUAAGAGUACAGCGCAAAAGGAACAAAUACUAAAAAGUUUAGCGGACGCAGGAGUUCCUUUGCCGGAAGCAAAAACUGCUUCAGAAAAAGCAAUAAUAGCUAAAAUAAAAACUGAAAGAAAAGAGCGUCCAGAAAAACGGCCAUCAGAAAGACUUAAACCAACCAAAGAAGUUGAAUUUAUACAUAAACCUAUGACCCCAGUCGAAAGAAGAAAAUUAGACCAAAAGACUGCCAAGGUGAUGAAAGAAGGUAAAGGGCCAAGUGAUGAAUGUAUAUGCGGUCUUUUAACACCUGAAACUGAAAUAGGAGAACCUCCUAAGGCACCAUCAAAAAUUCCAUCUGAAAAGAUAAGGAAAGCCAAAGCAGCUGGUAUCCUUACGCCAUUAGAAGGUAAAUCUUCAGCGGAUAAGGAAAAGAUAUUAAGAGGUCAAGCUAAAGCAGGUAUACCACUUCCAGAAGCUAAGACGACAUCAGAUCGAAAGCUGACAAAUAAAAUCAGAAAAGAAUUAGGGCUCCCACCCGAGCCAAAGACUGCGUCAAUGAAAGAGCGACACGACAAAGCAGCUGCAGCUGGGCUACUUCAACCUUUAGAAGGUUUAUCACCUGCAGAAAAAGUACGCGUUCUAAAAGGCCAAGCAGAUCUGGGAUUAGAACUUCCAGAAGGUAGAACAGCGUCAGAAAAAGAACUCAUAGCUAAAAUAAAAGCUGAGACCAAAUUACCACCGUCUAGAAUUCCAUCAGAUAAGGUGGCGAAGGCAAAGGCUGCCGGCUUGCUAACACCACUCAAAGGAAAGAAAGCCGCAGAUAAGGAAAAAAUCAUGAGAGGAUUGGCAAAAGAAGGUUUACCACUACCUGACAAAACGUCAUCUGAAAGGAAAAUAGCCAAUAAAAUCCGCAAAGAACUAGGUCUCCCACCAGAACCUAAAACAUCGGACAUGAAAGAAAAAUACAAAGAAGCCGCAACAGCCGGAAUACUUGUACCGUUGGAGGGUUUGUCGCCUCCUGAAAAAGAGAAACUUCUUAGAGCUCAGGCAAAGAUGGGAAUACCCCUGCCAGAAGCAAGAACUGCAUCAGAAAAAGCACUCAUAGCUAAAAUAAAAGCUGAGGGUGAGCCAUCGCUAAGAACAGCCAAAAAAUUAAAGAAAGCAAAAGCUGCUGGAUUACUCACACCCUUAGAAGGGAAAUCACACAAAGAGAAGGAACGGAUUGUGGAAAAGCUAGCUGACGCUGGAUUGCCCUUACCGGAAGGUAAAACAGCAUCAGAGAAGGCUUUGAUACAAAAAGUUCGUGCAGAACGUGGAGAACCUCCACCGGCGAAAACUGCCUCUGAGAAGGCAAUUGUACAAAAAGCUAAACGCGAUGGCUUGUUAACUCCUAUUGCCGGUAAAUCAGCUAAAGAAAAAGAAAGGAUAAUUAAAGGUCUAGCAGAUGCUGGACUGCCGAUGCCUGAAGGAAAAACGACUUCCGAAAAAGAAUUAAUAAAGAAAAUUAGGACUGAAGCAGGACUCCCACCAGAACCUACCCCGUCUGAAAAGAGGGGUGAAAUCAAAACGAAAUCAAAACGUGUUGGAGCUACCGCAUCGAAGAAACUGAAAGCUAGAGGAAUCGGAGAAGGAGGUAUCGCAGAAGAAUUUGAAGACGUUUUAAAAACAACAACAUGCGACAGAGGUUGCGGUUGCGACAAGAAGAAAAUCAGAUUUAAGCACAGCUAUGUGAAGAUAAGAGUGACGUCACCGGACAUAUCGUCUCUCUGUCCUUGUCCGAACGAAUGUAUUCCAGGCGUUAAGGCCGGAGCGUUUAUAGAUAACGAGGGUAUAAAAGUUACCGUAGGGAGAGUUAAUGGCGCAACUUCAUACACCAGUCAGUACAGCAUUCACUUAGUAGAAAGUUCAAAACAUAUUAUAACUCUUUAUGACAAACUCCUUUCGAAUAGAUAUAGCAGUAACACAUCGAUUGACUCAUUAGACGCAUCGCCUAAUAAUAACAUCGUAUCUAAUGAUUUACAACAGACAACAGACACCGCGACCCCUUCCCAAAGGUGUCUUGAUAAGAACAGUAAAAUGAAUCAUGGUCAGCUGUACUCCUCAACUUCGUACUCCAGCGACUCGUAUGACAGCCCUUCCAGCUACAGGACUUAUGAGAUAAAAAGUGCCCGUGACAGUACGGAUAAGUGGAUUGAUAGUUCAGGCAGAUUUCGUGACGCUACUGGAUAUUUAGAGGCAUUGGGAGAGAUAUACAGACGGCCAAUGUUAAUGUCUUACAGUUCGGACGACACAGCAACGGAACUUUCUUCUCGAGGAAGUUUUGAUUCCAUUAUAGUUAUAAGGAGUGAGUCUUCGCUGAGUUUGACAACCUCAGCUAGCAGUGUGGAUGUUAUCAGUGUGAUAUCAUUUUCAAGCUGCAGUACCGAUUCAAAUUCUACCCAUUAUUUAUACUGUCCGGUAUUGGGUGGCAAUUUUAGCGAUAGCACCGUUGAAGAACUGGAAUGCUUUACAAAUAAAAUUGAUUACAGUGAAGGUGAUACAUUGACAAGCAACAGCAAUAGUUUGAUAACGAAAGGGCGUCGUGACGAAACACGCACGAAAAAAAGUGGGAACAACGAAGCAAUCGCAGCUAGACAAAGAAGACACAACGAGUAUCUAACGUUUAGAAUGUCCCAAAUGGAACUGGGCUAUGACAAAAUGCGUACAAGAGUCACCAACACCGGUGAUCCAGUCAUAGUCAUCAAUGACUUGAACAGUGAACAUGAUAUUACAACGAUGGUCGAUCAGCUUCUAUCCAAAAAUGAAUUCUCCGACGCGUCUUCCAUAUUCGUUGUAGUGCCGACAUCAGACGACAACGAUUCUGACGACUCUGAAGAAACCGUCAACUCAACUAUAUGCAUACAAGUGUCUGAACAAGUAAAGCAUUGGAGUCGAAAUCCAUCGUGUACGGGCGAGCGAGCAACAACGCCAAAAAGGUCUAUAUCUGCCACACGGGGUCUAAGGAUAUCGUCGAAAGGCAAAAAGUAUUUUAUGGAUGGCAUGCAAAAAAACGUAGCGUCAUUCCAGCAUAAUGAGACAAUAACUGAAAGUCCAGAAGGCUAUGAGUACGUGUCUACAAAGCAAAGAAGCACAAUAAACAAACCGAGAAGAAGAGAACUCUUAGUUAAUCGAUACCAAGUGGCUAGUACUGACACUACUUCUGACAGACCUUGCUGUUGUGCGCCGGAGGUUAAGCAGGCAGCAGUCCAGAACCACAGCUCAGACGAUGGAUGUGCUGCCAGCGUAGUCUCAGAGGUCCUCACACCGCUUCUUGUAACGCAAGGCCUCGAUUCCGACCAGUACCGGCAGCUGAGGAAUCUAAGUGUGAGCCAGGAGACGUCUUACAUAGCAGCGAACCUUCCGCCAACACCAGUGGAAGCCUGUCAGAUUCCUCCAUGCUCUGGUCACGUCAGCUGCCACGACCCGCCCAGACCACCACCAAGAAGAGACAUUUCGGAACCAUGUCGAUGUAGCCCGGAGAAGUUGAGGGAAUUGCUGGCUGAAGCCGUGAAGGCGGGGAAGUCGAUGAACAUGAAGUCGACUGGGUGCGGAGGUGGUCCACCGAAACCGAUCCAGGUUACUAUAGCGCCCCCGCCCCCACCCCCACCACCACUCCCACCGCCACCUCCACCUCCACCGCCAACACCGUAUAAGCCUAAUCAGCCCAUAAUUACAGAGUCUGAUGAGGAUUGUCCAUCCUGUUCUAAACACAAAUACAAAGAUGGAGCAACCAUCAAAUGUACAUGUAGUGGGAAAAAGAAAAUCAUCAAGUUGCGAGCCCUGUGUCCAUGUGAGCAGUAUCAGCCGCCAGUGUCGAACACAGUUACGGGACCAAGGCCCGGCACCAGGUCUUUUGGCGCCCAAUUUUGCACGUGUGAUGAUCCACCAUGCGAGACGUGCCCGAAGAAGUUCUUCGGUAUUUUGAACAAAAAAGGUGCAGGGAAACAGAGUUCGCGAAUGGGUUACAUAGAUGUGUGUGGCCCUGACGGAGGAUCGGUGCUAAUGGAACAGGGAGGGACAUACACGCAGGCAGGUCGGCGCGACUUGCCGGCGAAUAGCAGUGCAACGAUGAAAUCAUCCUCUAGUUCGAAAAACAAGUGCGUCUGCAGAAACAAGCGAAAAAAGAAAAAGAACGUCGUCUGUGAAUGUUCCCCGCCCUCCCUGGGCCUGGAACAAGACGUAGUGGCAAUGAUAUCGCAGCCUUCGCCUUUGGACUUCUCUUACGACGAACUAAUUAAAUAUCAAAAGUACGAACAAAAGCAAGCUUUGAAACAAAAAUCUGACAUGACACAAACGCAAUCGGGAUUCUCAGUGCUGAAGAAGAAGAAGCCACCGCCUCCCCCUGAAACUGAGUUCACAGUUGAGGACGCUGUCAGGUACUAUGCUACUUUAAAUCCUGAUUUGUUAAAGGAACUGUGCCCACCGCCGUCUGGUUUCGACGAAGCAGACGAUUGCGAUUGUGAAGAUAAGAAGAAGAAGUCAAAGGUUGAUUGUGAAUGUCCCUACGAGCCCCCUCCGCCUCCCCCACCAGAACCAGCCAAAGAAGAAGAGGGACCUUUCAGAGGUUUCAAGUUCUCGAUAGGCGGCAAAGGCUCCGGGUCUAAAGGUCUCGGUGGCGUUUGUUGCUUCGACAUGAUCGAAGAGUUAUACAUAUCGAAACAACGUUCCAAAGAGCGAUGAAACCCCUGUCUGUGCAAACGAAAUAGUUUAUAUAUUAUUAUUUUAGAUUAGUUCGAUUUUGAUGUUAAAACCCCUGUCAUAGUCAGUCCUAUGUAUUUUUAUCACAAUGAAGUUGUAUUGGGUUAAUCAUUAUAGUAAUAAAAUGUAAAAAAAACAUAAACGAGAACUGGAAAUAA
Messenger RNA from Trichoplusia ni (cabbage looper), 11120 nucleotides. Its product is annotated as titin-like. Lineage: Eukaryota; Metazoa; Arthropoda; Insecta; Lepidoptera; Noctuidae. The coding region runs from base 367 to 10944 and encodes 3525 amino acids. The record is from RefSeq and is a predicted model, not a curated record. The transcript has 6 exons.